Molecule: messenger RNA, 2292 nt
Organism: Cyprinus carpio (common carp)
Lineage: Eukaryota; Metazoa; Chordata; Actinopteri; Cypriniformes; Cyprinidae
Product: piggyBac transposable element-derived protein 4-like
Exons: 3
Coding region: 171-1973 (600 amino acids)
Source: RefSeq, a predicted model, not a curated record
CAAAAAGAAGAAGAAGAACUACACUCCAGCCAUUUCACAUGAGAAGGGCGCCAAAGAGAGUUUGGCCAUUUUUGUGUAAGAAAGACGAAGUGAAGGGAAGAGGACGCUGGUCUGACUAUACAUAUCCGAAAGCUGCAGCACAUUUUUAGCUUUAUCCUCAUUUCUUCACGAUGGCACACACGCGCGAGGAAGCGCUGCAGACGACCUCAGACAGUGAGGAAGAGUUUACCUGUUCUUCAGAAGACGACGAAGAUAUGGAGGACGAAAGCUUUCAUUUUAAGAAGCGAUUUGAUAUAACAAAGGAUACAGUUUGUAACGAGAAUGUGGCGCCUUCAGGUUCAUAUCGCACAAGGGCGGCAAGCAAGCGUCGUUCAGUUUUCAGCACUGAAGACAAUCUUAGCCAAUGUGAGAGUGACAGUGACCAGAUGCCUGCUGCAAAGAGAGCCAGGACUCUUUCAUGGAAAGCAAUGACUGAUGUUGACCAGGUUGUACAGACUCUGAGAUUCCUGCCUGCUCGGGAACCUGGACCGCACUUGUCUGCUGCUGACUCGCGCUCUCCCAUGAGUCUUUUCAAACUGUUUUUCACAGAGAGCGCCGUGACAAACCUGUGCCACAACACAAAUGCUCAGGCUGCCAGGUCAAUUGCAAAGGGCCGCAAGUACAAAUGGACAGAUGUCAGUGUUGAUGAGCUGUACCGCUACAUCGGACUCGUAUUCUACAUGGCUGCGGUGAAGAUGAGCUCCAUCGCUGACUACUGGCGGCAGGACAGUCUUUUCUCUCUGCCUUUUCCCGCCACAGUUAUGCCAAGGGACAGAUACCGCAUCAUUUCCUGGAAUGUACACAUGAGUCACCCAGACGCAGACAAGGAAAACGACAGAAAGAGGGGUACAGCCCAACAUGACCGUCUGUUCAGGAUCAAACCCCUCAUGAACACUAUUCGUCUCGCGUGCAAAGCCUUCUAUCAUCCUAGAAGAAAUUUAGCUGUGAAGGAGAGAUUGGUGGCAUGCAGAGCAAAUAUAGGAAUGACGGCGUACAUGAAAGCCAAGCUGACAAAGUUCAAGUUUUUUGUCCUUUCAGACUCAUCAAAUGGAUAUACUGUGGACUUCUCUGUCUACACGGGCAAGAACAGCUUUCCUGCAGACCGUGGGCUUUCGUAUGAUGCUGUGAUGUCUCUCCUGGACCGUAAACUUUUGGGCUCUGGGUACCAUGUGUACAUGGAUGAUUUCUACACGAGUCACAAGCUCUUGACAGACCUGUUUGCUCAGAAGUUUGGUGCUUGUGGGACGUACAGAGACCAGAGGAAGGACUUCCCGAAGACUGCAGCUAAUUCGCUGAGCAGAAGCUCCGGCAGGGGAUCCAUCAGGUGGAUUCGGGACGGGCCUCUCGUGUGUGUGAAGUGGAUGGACACGCAAGUAGUGUCUGUUUGUUCCACCAUCCAUGCUGCCUAUACAGGAGAGCGUGUGCAAAGGAAAAUCAAAGCACAAGAUACAUGGAAGACGAAGUCUUUUCCGUGUCCUGCACCUGUGAUUGCAUACAACCAGCACAUGGGGGGUGUUGAUCUGUCCGAUCAGCUGCUGCAAUACUACACUGCACAGCACAAAACCAUGAAGUGGUACAGAAAAAUCUUCCUACACUUCUUGGACAUUGCCGCCAACAAUGCUUUCAUAUUGCACAAAGAGCUGCACGGCAACAUGACUCACGAUCAGUUCAUGGAGGAGCUUAUUGCAGAGCUCUGUGGCUUGUCACAGAAAGCAGCACCAAAACAGUUUAGCACAGACCACGUGCCAAUUCCAGGAGCUGAGCUGACUUCAGACGUCAGAAGAAUUGCUACUGUCGGUCGCCGGAUCUGUGUGCAUUGCAAAGCAGUGCUUGGAAAGAAGCAACAGACACCUUGGAAAUGCAAGGCUUGUGAUGUUCACUUGUGUCUUCAGUUGAACAGAAACUGUUUCCAGGAAUGGCACAAAAGUCUGUGAUUGCGUUAAAAUUGGGUCUGCAAAAAAUGCAAUGAAAGAUGUAAAACAUUUAGAAAAUUUUUGCAAACCUCAGGCAAAUACAUUUGUGUUCAUUAACAAAAUCUAUGAAAUGGAAGGCCAACAUGUUCAGAAAGAGACAAAUUAACAAUUUAAAAAGACUUGAAGGAAAAAAAAAAAAAACGCUCAAUAUUUGGCCAGUUGUCUUUUGAAAACUUUUUUUUCUUUUCCUCUUAUACAAAUGUACAAAAUAUUUUUUGUUUACUUUUUAAAGCAGUAGGCUACAUUAUUAAUACCCCAAUAAAGUUUUAUUGACACUGAA